This is a messenger RNA of Chelmon rostratus (copperband butterflyfish), 2500 nucleotides long. It is a transcript of the gene eif2ak1, whose product is annotated as eukaryotic translation initiation factor 2-alpha kinase 1. Lineage: Eukaryota; Metazoa; Chordata; Actinopteri; Chaetodontiformes; Chaetodontidae. The transcript is spliced from 15 exons. Gene Ontology annotation, molecular function: protein kinase activity; ATP binding. The record is from RefSeq and is a predicted model, not a curated record. Bases 273 to 2291 code for a protein of 672 amino acids. Gene Ontology annotation, biological process: protein phosphorylation.
GAAUCGAGCUCGGACAUCGACGGUCCCUUUCCGGCUACCGUUGCUGUUGAAUCAUGGCCGUCCUGCAGUGACAUGACCGACCAUAUGGGACUUCUGAAAGAAAGAUUUCGCUGUCUCUGCCGAUACUUCAAUGCGGAGUAGCUCAACAUUUGGGAAGCUAGGACUCAAAGAGUAGUUGGACGCAUCCUAAUACUGAUAUGGGGUCGCUGUUGUGAAUUGGGCAGCGCUUUUUUGUUCGUUUGUUUGUUUUUUUACUAAAUAAGUACUUUCUUAUGAGAAGCCACCAUUUUUCACAUAGAAAAAUGCACCGUUCAGCGUCCAACAUCGGACCCCUGCACUCGGAGGAAUGUUCUGGCAGUCGCAGUAACCUUUUGGUCCACCGCAACAUGAGACCCAUCCGGAGACAAGAGGCUGAGAGUAGUGUUAGCUUGCUAAGUUUGGCAAGUGACGAGGACGAUGAAGUCCAGUUUGACACUUCCGACACAGAUGAUAACCACGAGGUUUUGAUGGCUGGUAGACGUUACCUGUCCAUCCAGGAGUUUGCCUCAGCAAUCCCCAACCACCUUCUCCUUGGGUCUCUACUGGAACACCUGUGCUUCGUCUACGAGAGCAAUCCAGCACGUUCGCGUAUGCUGUUCAAAGUCAUUGGCCAGCGUUUGGCCGCCAUGAACCUCCUCUCACCUUUGGCCAUAAGCGAUGAGUUCAGCACUGUCAGACUCCAGCACAACCGGGCCUUCACUGAGCUGCUUCAUGCUGCCAGCUCCUCAGUGUAUCCACAGGGGCAACAGUGUCUCAGCACAAACACGCACAAUCCUGCAGUCAGACCUAAGGAGGGACUGUUUCAAGCACAGACGUCCCGGUAUCUUAGUGAAUUUGAAGAAAUAUGUAGACUUGGAAAAGGAUCAUAUGGAAAUGUUUGUAAGGUUAUGAACAAACUCGAUGGGCAGCAUUACGCUGUGAAGAAAAUUCUCAUCAAAAAAGUCUCAAAGGAUGACUGCAUGAAGGUCCUCAGGGAAGUCAAAGUGUUAUCUAGCCUGCAGCAUGUAAAUGUUGUGGGCUAUCACACUGCUUGGAUGGAACAUGUACAGCCGGCAGCACAGCCUGAGUCUCUCCUGCCUGCGCUGGGGUCACCUGAACAACAAGACAGUUCUGAUGAGAGCCCUGACAACAGCAGCACCAGUGCCUCCAUAGUUUUUCAAAGCCUCAGUCAAGCAUCGACAGAGGCUGCCCCGAGUGCCAAAGUACCCCCAGGAGAGACCCAGCCCAUCAAAGCUUUAGUAACAACGCAAGAGCAGGGCCAGGUGGUGUGUCCCAAGACUAUGCGCCGCAUCCCAACGAACUAUGUCCCCUGUGUGUUCCUGGGACAGCAAGAUCCCAUGAAGAGCUCCAAAUGCCCUGCCAGUUCAGCACUGUUAGAGGAGGAGUCCAGCAGGAGUAGCAUCGAACUGAACAACAACUCCUGCGUCAGCAAGGAAUGUCAGCAGUGGGCUGAUGUUCGCACAACAAAGCAUUCUAAAGAGGUACAGUUCCACCUGAUGCUCUACAUUCAGAUGCAGCUGUGUGAGCGCUCACUGAAGGACUGGAUUACUGAGAGGAACACCAAGCCCAGAGAAGAACACACCUCAAGAUGUCCGUAUGGAUGCGUUGAUGAUGAGCACACACUCAGCCUGCUUAGAAGGAUACUUGAAGGAGUGGAGUACAUUCACUCCAGGGGAAUCAUGCACAGAGACUUGAAGCCCAGGAACAUUUUCCUCCACGAUCAUGACUGCCAUGUUCGGAUUGGGGACUUUGGUUUGGCCUGCGGAAAUAUAAUAAUGGAUGGCCAUAAAAGCACCGGCUCCCCCAGCAGUGAUUCCUCACAUACCACAGGUGUGGGUACAUUUGUAUAUGCUGCACCAGAGCAACUGAAGGGCUCCCAUUAUGAUUCGAAGUCAGACAUGUACAGCAUUGGGGUGCUGGCUCUCGAGCUAUUCCAGCCCUUUGGGACAGAGAUGGAGCGGGUCCGGACACUUGGGGACCUGAGGGAGGGGAAAAUCCCAGACUCGUUCUGCCAGAGAUGGCCAGUCCUGACUAAGUACAUCAUGAAGCUGACGAGUAAAGAGCCAGGUGUUCGGCCCACUGCCAGCCAGCUUCUACAGAGUGAACUCUUCUGCAGUAAAGAUAUAGUUAUCCAUGGCUUGCAGAGGAGGGUUGAAGAGCAGGAGGAAGAGAUCAUGCAGCUGAGGAGACAGAUCAGUCAGCUUCAGAGCUCACAGGUCACAGUUCCUUUCUCUGAGUCAGAGAAGACCUGAGUCAUUAACACCUCCACUCCUCACAGACUGUCAAAAUUUGAUUUAUUCUAUCACUGCUGUACUAUGUUCUACUUGCCUGGUGUGAGUGAGUGAGUGAGUGAGUGUGCACGUGUGGGCAUACAUAUGUAAGCAUUUGAGUGUGUCUUGUACACCUGGAUGUAAGGGUUGCAAUUAUUUAUCUUCAUUCAGCUGUUCAAUAAAACCCAUUU